AAGAAGAUAAAUUUAUAUAAUGAGUGCCACGGAAAAAAGAAACAGAGGCUCUUAAUUUCAGUUUUUGAGCUCCAACGAGAAGAUCGAGACAAUGAAUCAUGGGCUUAAAACGUGAAUCAACCUUUAGAAAGAAGCAAACAAAGCAUGUUUUCCUCCCAAACUUGGGAAUUUUAUUUUGAAGAAAACCUACAGUUGAGGUACUUGUUAAGAUUUGAGGAGCAGCAUGAAAGAGAACGAAAGAUAUGAAAAUACUCUGCGGCUUUGGUCAGGCCUCUAUCGACAUUUCACAGGAAAGCCUUUGUACCCAACAAAGAAGAAGACUACAACAACCACUGCUGCUAUCUUCUUCUCUCUCUUUGCUUGUGCCUUUGUUUCCCUGGGUUGGUUUCAUUCAUCUAUAUUUUCAGAUAUUUCCCUUGAAAAAGCCGUUACUUGGAUAAAUCUCCCAAACAAACAAGAAUUCCCUCUCCAGUGCACCUCUGGAAACGUAACACAAACUUGUCCAAAAAACUAUCCGACCUCACACAACCCCACCAAUCCUGACCCUUCAUCAAAUUUAACAUGUCCAUCAUACUUCCGGUGGAUCCAUGAAGAUCUGCGGCCGUGGAAAGAGACGGGAAUCACCAGGGACAUGAUCGAAAAGGCACGUACGACUGCACAUUUCAGGCUGGUGAUCAUAAAUGGGAAGGCUUAUGUAGAAAAGUACAAGCAGUCUAUACAGACGAGAGAUAUGUUCAGUUUAUGGGGAAUAUUGCAGCUGCUAAGGUUGUACCCCGGGAGAUUGCCCGACUUGGAGAUAAUGUUUGACUGUAAUGAUCGGCCCGUUGUCCGAGCUAGAGACUUUCAAGGCCCAAAUUCAGGCCCACCACCUUUGUUUAAAUAUUGUUCGGACGGGCCCAGUUUGGAUAUCGUGUUCCCGGAUUGGUCUUUUUGGGGCUGGGCGGAGACGAAUAUAAGUCCAUGGAAUCAUGUGUUGAAGGAGAUAGAAGAAGGCAACAAUAAAAGCAAAUGGAAGGACAGGGAACCCUAUGCUUACUGGAGAGGAAAUCCAAACGUCUCCCGAAUCAGGAAAGACCUUAUGACCUGCAAUGUCUCGGAAAAAUAUGACUGGAACGCUCGUCUAUAUGUUCAGGAUUGGAUCAAAGAAUCUAAAGAACUGUACAAGGAAUCAAGUCUAAAAAAUCAAUGCACCCACAGAUACAAGAUAUACGUGGAAGGAUGGGCAUGGUCUGUAAGCGAGAAAUACAUUCUAGCUUGUGAUGCAAUGACCUUGAUAGUAAGACCUCUUUAUUAUGAUUUCUUCUCCAGAGCUAUGGUGCCACAGCAACAUUACUGGCCCAUUAGGGACAACAGCAAGUGCACAUCUCUUAAAUUCGCAGUGGAAUGGGGCAACAACCACAUGGAAAAGGCACAAGCCAUUGGAGAAGCAGGAAGCCAGUUCACACAAGAUGAACUGAAGAUGGAUUAUGUGUAUGAUUACAUGUUUCAUCUGUUAAACGAGUAUGCGAAACUCUUGAAAUUCAAACCUGAAAUACCUGAUGGAGCAGUUGAGCAAUGUUCAGAGUCAGUAGCAUGCCCAACAACUGGUAAUUGGAGGAAGUUUAUGGCGGAGUCGAUGGUGAAUUCUCCAAGUGAUACACUUCCAUGUACAAUGCCUGAGCCUUAUGAUCCUCCAGCUCUACGAGAUUUUGUUAACACAAAAGUCAAAUUAACAAAGCAAGUGGAAGCCUGGGAGAAUGAGUAUUGGCAGAAGCAGAAUCUCGACAAGAAGCCAUGAAAGAAAAUUACUUUUUACAUCUUGUAGUAAUAAUUAACUGGCUUGAUACAUGCUUCAUAUUUUUGUAAUCCUUUUACAAUUUGGAUUUUCAAUUGAUUG
Molecule: messenger RNA, 1876 nt
Organism: Pistacia vera
Lineage: Eukaryota; Viridiplantae; Streptophyta; Magnoliopsida; Sapindales; Anacardiaceae
Product: O-glucosyltransferase rumi homolog
Exons: 6
Coding region: 224-1777 (517 amino acids)
Source: RefSeq, a predicted model, not a curated record